CACGUCGAUUGCGAACCGAUAAGCGCCAAAGCUAUAAAGUAAACAAGGAAAAUAGCAUACUCCAACACUUCACCAUUCGCUGGUUGACGGUUUUCGCGAACGGAAUCGCGUACAUUUUCGCUUCAGUUUUGUGGCAAAUUGUGUUGUUAAUUGUGGUUUUUUAAAGAAGUGAAUAAAAUCAAUACAAUUGUGAUAGGAAUUUGUGUACCAGAGGCGUUCCGAUGGCUACAAUUCCCAUUUUUUCACCCACCCUUCCCUUUCUAGGGCUAAUACCGGGUGGUUUAAGUCCGGGCCGUAUGCUACGCAUCAAGGGCAUCAUUAACAGCCAUGGAGAACGUUGCCAGAUCCACAUUCAAGCGGGCGCUGCCGUAAACCCGCGAGACGAUGUACCGCUGCACAUUAGCAUCCGACCGAAUGAGCAUGCGAUCGUACGCAAUUCCAUCCAGAACAAGGUGGUUGGCCCUGAGGAACGGUAUGGUGGUUGUCCCAUCCGGUACGGGGAAAGUUUCGAUCUGUUAAUAUUGGCCGAAUCGUCGCUGUACAAACUUGCCAUCAAUGGAGUCCAUUUCUGCACGUUUGCCCAUCGAUUGCCGGUGCAUAACGCGCGUUACAUUUCGAUCAGUGGCGGUGGUGUUAUUUAUUCGAUCGUUUCCGAAUCGGACGUACCGGGCUCCGUACCGGUGCAUCCGUAUCCACAACCACCGAUUGUGCAACAUCCAACACCGUACGCACCACCGAUUGGCUUUGUGCCGAAUGCUCCACCGUCGAGCUUACCGCCACCACCACCGUACACACCAUUGCCGACGCAUCCGAUCGGUGGCGGCGGUGGCCACUAUCCAGGUGUCGGUAUGUACCCACCGCCACCGCCGCCGCCCCAACCGGGUUAUCCGCAUCAUCCACCACCGGGAGCUCAUCCGCCGGCCGUCCCCUUCUCGCUUGGUUUCGUGACGAUGCCUACACCACAGCCUCCAAUGAAUCCGGGAUAUGGGGCUCCAGGUUACCCAACGGCGCCACCACCAUCCUUCAACAUGGCCGGUGGGAAUAGUGGUGGCCGUCACCAGCCGGGAGGUUUUAAAACACCGGCAGGCUUAGCUGCAACGACAGCUUUAGCGGCCGGUACGACCGCGGCCGUUGCUUCGAAAGUCCUUCCUAAAGGGAAAACCAAAAAAUUACUAAAGUACGGUGCCGCAGCUGGCGCAGUCGGCCUUGGUGGUUACGCACUGUCCAAGGCGUUCCAUCGUAAAAGCAGCAGUAGUAGCAGCAGUAGCGACAGUGAUUAAACAUUAUUAAUUCCACAAUCAUAUUGUUAUCGAUAGCACUAUCAUAGCAAAAAACAAUGAAAACACGAUUUCUGCACAUUAACCAUAAAACGGGUUGAACACAAAGAUUCGUUUUACGAAAAAAAUGGGCAUUUCUCCAGAAAUUCUUUUCUUGCUCCGAAACAUGUAUUAAUUUCCACCUUUGCAAACAGAGACAUAUCUGGAG
Anopheles funestus (African malaria mosquito) is the source of this 1485-nucleotide messenger RNA. Its product is annotated as galectin-9-like. The coding region runs from base 222 to 1280 and encodes 352 amino acids. The transcript is spliced from 7 exons. The record is from RefSeq and is a predicted model, not a curated record. Lineage: Eukaryota; Metazoa; Arthropoda; Insecta; Diptera; Culicidae. Gene Ontology annotation, molecular function: galactoside binding; carbohydrate binding.